This is a messenger RNA of Telopea speciosissima, 408 nucleotides long. RefSeq names its product snakin-2-like. Bases 29 to 319 code for a protein of 96 amino acids. NCBI's taxonomy places the organism in Eukaryota, Viridiplantae, Streptophyta, Magnoliopsida, Proteales, Proteaceae. The transcript is spliced from 3 exons. The record is from RefSeq and is a predicted model, not a curated record.
AUUCUCUGCCUUUCUAAUCUCCUACCUUAUGGCUGUCUCUAGGGUUCUUAUUGCUUCACUUGUCCUCUCUCUCCUUCUACUUCAUGUGGUUUCAGCUGUUGAACAGGCCAACAGUAACCAAGUUGCUUCCAUAGACUGUAACUCAGCUUGUAAGGGGAGGUGCCGGCUAGCAUCGAGGAAGCGGCGCUGCAUGAGGGAAUGUAUGUCUUGUUGUAAUAGGUGCAAAUGUGUUCCCCCUGGCACUUCUGGCAAUGAAGAGGUCUGCCCAUGCUAUGCUCAUAUGACCACACACAAUGGAAAAAAACACAAGUGCCCUUAGAAGAACAAAAGAACAAUGUUUGGAGAUUAUUAACCAAUAAGUUUUAACUAGCUAGCUACCUACAAUCUGAUCAUAGUGUUUGUUAUCCA